GCUCACAAAAAACUGCUCCGAACCAAACAAAGUUUUUGUAAUGUUUCCAUGAAGUUUGCAAGUUUCUGAACUUUUGGUCUUUUGAAUACUAAAAUUAAGUAUUGAUCUUGGCCGCUAUUGAUAUCAGAAAUUAUGUUUCAAAAUGUAUUUUUAAAAUUUUAAUGAAAUUCUGACGAACUAGAAUUGCAUUUGAAUGAACCGUGUGUUGAUAAUUCAUCUGAAAUCCAUUAUUCAGUUUAUUUUAUAACCAUCAAACGGUGCUGGAAAUAUGUUUCCAGCCAUUUCCGAUUUUCUUGCUAAAUUUACGAAUAUCUCCCAAUUCCAUUAGGAUCAAGAAUCACAAUUCAGAUCUAACUGUUCAACAAACUUCGUCUUCAUUAUAAUCACUUGAAGUGAGAACGUCUUACCAUGGAAAGCGUCUUGAAAGAUUUCAAGAACUACAUGUUGCUGGAAAACGGAAGUGUCGGUUGGGUUGAUAUCACGAGCGAAUUUUUCGACGCAGUUACAUUUCUGAAACUGGGAGAAUUAUUCCACGAUGAUUUAUUCGGAUUAUUCGAAGCGAUGUCCGCUAUUGAAAUGAUGGAUCCAAAAAUGGACGCAGGCAUGCUAUGCAAUCGCGGCGGAAAGCCUACGCUCAAUUUUGAACAAGCUCUAGCGGAAGGACGAGUAAAAUUAGAAGGUUUAACGCUGAAUGAACAAACGGUGAUAGUGGAUCGAACUUUAUCGUGUUUUGUUUCUUGGUUGGAAGGACAUUCGUUAGCACAAACUGUAUUCACAAAUUUAUAUAUGCAUAAACCUUAUUUGAUAGAAUGUCGGCCUUUGAAAGCAUUUUGUAUAUGCAUGUACAAAAUAAUCGAUAUCAUUCGUGAUUUUGUAAGCCGAGGGAUGGUUUUCGAAGAGGAAGAUUUUCAGCUUGCCAUGUACGGUUAUAGACUGAAUCCAGAAAUUAGUGAACAAAGAACGUGUGGAUUGCUCAGAGAUGUUGAAGCUGAACUGAAUGAGAUGAUUCAUUCGAAGUCAAAUGUUCCUAGUCAAGAAAUUGAAUGGGCCAUUGCAUUGAAUGCUAGAAUCCGAUUUAUGCGACUGUUUUACCAAUUAUUUUUAGCUUUGAAAAAAGACUCGAUUCAAAUUAGCGACGGUAUCGGAGAAUGUUAUAAUCUUCUAACUACCUGUAUCGAAGUACUACCUACGUUAUUGAAAACCACCUCGAAUUUCGAUAGUAAUUCGAAUAAUUCGACUACCGAUGGUGGAGGAUGGUCUGAAUUAGGAUUCGAUGCUACGAUCAAUCAACGUUUAUUACCGCCUACUUUUCCUCGUUACACGAAAAUCAAAAGCAAUGUUGAUUCGUUUCAUUAUUUCGAACAAUUGCUGUUUCGGUUAAAACAAGUUUUGAGAAUAACUACCUAUACGUCAUUUCACGAUGCUUUGAAUUAUUUUAUCGAACUUAGUCGUACAAAUCCUUGUAUUGUUUCGAGAUCGGUUAUGCAAGUGUUAUACAUGCCUGAAAAUGGCAAAGUACUUGGAACGACAAAUAUAAUCGACGUGCUACGAGAAACUGCCAAAAAUUUCAUUUGCCCUCCAGUUUUAUCUGUUCGUUCGUUGAUAAUGAAUAAAGAUGAGGCCAAAGAAAACGUGGAAGCGUUUUUCAGUCACUGUGUACGUCCGUUUACGCUUUUCAUUCAGUUAUGUGGUCAUAAUCGAGCUCGUCAACGAGAUAAACUUUCUCACUUACUGGAAGACUACGCUGCGCUUCAAGAUGAGGCUGAACGAGUAGAUGUGUAUUUACAUAAUAUUUCAAUCACCAUGGAACCUCCUAGACCGCAUUUAGCAUGUUUUGGAACGUGGAUUUUGUACUACGUUCUGAAAAUAAUGAUCAUGUAUUUAUUAUCUGGUUUCGAAUUGGAAUUGUAUAGUUCGCACGAGUAUACUUAUAUAUUUUGGUACUUACACGAGUUCCUAUAUGGCUGGUUAAUCUCUGCGUUGACACGGGCGGAAAAUAUGUCAUUAAGUCAAGAAUUUGCCAACGAAAACAUGAAGCAUAGAGCUGGUGGCAAUAAUCGUCGUAAUAAAGUCAAUAAGAAGAAAAAAAUACGUUCAAAUAGUGGCGAAAUUGCUAUUUGUCAAGCGUUGCAGAAUAUUUGCGGAGCUUAUUAUAAAGCAAUGAUUGGUUUUCAACUAGAGAAUAAAAUUCGUCCGCCGUAUUACGAAUUCGAUAACGAAAAAGUACGCUACGAUCAUCGAUUCUCAGCUUUCAAUGUGUUGCUCACACCUCCUCUAGUACAAUAUUCGGAAUUCUACGAAAUGACCAAUCGUCUUAAGGAAACUGGCAUAGAUUCGUUGUAUUUCUCCGCUAGCAAAUUAUAUCACCAAGCUAGGACGGUUUUGGAAUCGAUUACGAAUCCAGAUAAUGAAGUUAAUGCUCUAUUGAAAGUAGUCAAAACUAAUUUCGUAGUUUUGAAGGUGCUAGCCAGUGGUCAUAAACGAGGCCACGAGCAUACGUUGGAUUUCGAUUUCUCGUCUCAUCACUACUUUCCUAUCUUUAAAUUGAAUCACAGGGUUUCCAAUUAAACAGUUGUUUUUUGUAGUUCUAAAACUAAUUGUGUUUUAUUAACAUGGUAAUUUUUUGUUGUUGUUAUUAUUAUAUUAUUUAAUGGUGUUCUGAAUAUUAAAAGACUCGCGGGCGGUGUCAAAUUUAGUUCGAAAUUGUCAAGUCAUUCGAUAAAAUACGCGUAGAUUUUCUCGUUGAAACGUUGAUCUUUUUUUCAUUAUUAUUUCAUUUUCGAUUUUUUUUUUUUUAUAUUGUCGAUUCAAUUUUUAAUACGAGUAAUUUAAGAUAUACUUCAACAUUUAUUAGGAACAUGUCGAAUGGAAAAUAUUCGCAUUACCGCAACUGUGGGGUAAAUAAGGUGCAAAUGCAUUUUCGCCAAAGACAAAUUGGUCGGUUUAAUAAUCUCAUCGAGAGUAUUUUUUUCCACUGAUAUCGUUUCAAUUCAACUGAACUUUUUUUACGACCAUUACCAUUUUCUUCAAGUUGAAUUCGACCGCUAUUCAUAAGUAUGAAAUAACUAAACAAAUAAACUCUUUUUUUCAUGCGGUA
Planococcus citri (citrus mealybug) is the source of this 3097-nucleotide messenger RNA. It is a transcript of the gene Naa35, whose product is annotated as N-alpha-acetyltransferase 35. Bases 409 to 2568 code for a protein of 719 amino acids. Gene Ontology annotation, cellular component: NatC complex. Gene Ontology annotation, biological process: N-terminal peptidyl-methionine acetylation. Lineage: Eukaryota; Metazoa; Arthropoda; Insecta; Hemiptera; Pseudococcidae. The transcript has 13 exons. The record is from RefSeq and is a predicted model, not a curated record.